Macrosiphum euphorbiae (potato aphid) is the source of this 273-nucleotide messenger RNA. Lineage: Eukaryota; Metazoa; Arthropoda; Insecta; Hemiptera; Aphididae. The record is from the annotation of a GenBank genome assembly.
AUGGUUGUAUCUUGCUGUGUCAAAGGCUGCAAGUCCAGAGGUGGUCAAAAUAUAAAGUUUCAUAGAAUUCCUAAAAUAGAUAUCGGUAAAGAAUGGAUUUCAUUUGUUAAGAAAUAUAAUCGAUUAUUUCAACCAAAAAAUACUUCAAAAAUAUGUGAGCUUCAUUUUGACCCUGGUUUGUACGAAAUCUCGUUAACUAAUGUUUAUAAUACAAGGCGAUUGAAAGAAAAUGCUGUACCAAGUAUUUCUAAACAAAGUUUAUUUGUUUAUUAA